AUGAAUCGUCAUACCCGAGUGGUGUUAAUUGGAAAAACUGGUGUUGGAAAGAGUGCAGUUGGAAAUACUCUUCUCGAGAAAAACAAGUUUGUUUCAAGCGGGACUGCUGACAGUUGCACAAAAACAACUAAAAUAAUAACUCGAACUUUGAAGUGUGGUAGGAGAAUAUCUGUGGCUGAUACACCAGGGAUAUUAAACACAGACGGCAAAAAUGUUAGUAAUGAAAUACGAAAAGCUGUUGAUGCUUUGAAACCAGGUCCAAAUGCAUUUCUGAUAGUAUUAAAACCUGAGAGAGCAACUGACGAGGAAAAAGGGGCUAUUCGUACUUUGAAGCAAAUUUUUGAAAAAGAGUCUUAUUUUAAACAUACGAUUUUGAUUAUGACCAGAAAAGCCGAUAUCGAAGACGACAAAGACAAUCCUAUUCCGAUACAUCAAUACAUGAGGGAGAAUGUUUCAGAUGAUUUGAAAGAACUUUAUGAACAAUGUGGAAAAAGAAUAGUUGCAGUUGAAAAUUUGUCUAGGAAUAGCCGUAGAGAUAAAUAUGCCCAAGACAUUUUAGAUAAAAUAAAAUUAAUGGGAGGAUAUUAUUCACGUGAGUUUUACAAACUGCAAAAAGAAAACAGGAAAAGAGAGGCUGAAUUAAAGCAAAAAGAGGAGGAACUUGAAAGGCUAAGGCAUAAUCAAACAUCUGGAUUAUGUGUUAUCAUGUGA
Messenger RNA from Mytilus trossulus (common blue mussel), 711 nucleotides. RefSeq names its product GTPase IMAP family member 7-like. The record is from RefSeq and is a predicted model, not a curated record. The transcript is spliced from 2 exons. Gene Ontology annotation, molecular function: GTP binding. Bases 1 to 711 code for a protein of 236 amino acids. Lineage: Eukaryota; Metazoa; Mollusca; Bivalvia; Mytilida; Mytilidae.